Racocetra persica is the source of this 153-nucleotide messenger RNA. The record is from the annotation of a GenBank genome assembly. NCBI's taxonomy places the organism in Eukaryota, Fungi, Glomeromycota, Glomeromycetes, Diversisporales, Gigasporaceae.
GUCUUGGUCGAAACAGAAUAUGCAGUACCUGCAUCGUUGUUAGAUCAACAGAUAAAAAAUAAACAAAUUAAUGGAGAUGGAGAUGAAAUACAAGAUGUUUUACAUUAUACUUGGACAUGGGUCAAUUUAGAAUCUUUAUUGAUUAUGAUGUGA